Messenger RNA from Mytilus californianus (California mussel), 3999 nucleotides. RefSeq lists its product as uncharacterized. The transcript is spliced from 9 exons. Bases 2698 to 3828 code for a protein of 376 amino acids. NCBI's taxonomy places the organism in Eukaryota, Metazoa, Mollusca, Bivalvia, Mytilida, Mytilidae. The record is from RefSeq and is a predicted model, not a curated record.
GAUCUAUUGAUUUUGCCUCCAUUUUGAAUUUGAGAGCACACGGUAAAAACAAGAGUAGUGAACGAAUUCAUUAAUUGUCUGAGAUAGAACCUGAAGUACGGAUUAAAGAAAAUAAUGAAGCUUAAAUUAUGGCAAUGGAGGCUAAUACUACUCUCUUUGCUGUCGUCAGUUUUGUGUCAAAAAUUUAAGAUUUUAUUUUCAACAAAUGGACUAGUUAAAGAACUGGAUCUUUCCACCGGUAACGUGACAAUAUUAGCCAAUGUUUCCUCUAGAGUGUUUUCUAUGGCAUAUGACUACAAAUACGGAUAUCUUUUCCUUCCAAGAUUUGAUUUAGGAGGCAUACUGAGGUUACAUUAUACGUCAGAUCUAUCAUUAGUGACAGUUGUCCCGACAGCAGCCACAACAGCCAACGUCGUUAUUGAUCCUUUGUAUGGUCAUCUCUACUGGACAGAGAGAAUAACAGGGGGAAGGAUAGGUCGAUGCAACUUUGAUGGAUCUAAUGUGACUUUAAUAACGAAUGAGAUUAAUCCUUGGGCCAUCAUGCUCGACUUUGAAAAUUGGUGGCUCUAUUACAGUAUUAUUCAGUCCUAUGUUGGAAGUAUAAAACGAGUCAGGUUAAACGGAACUGAAAAACAGACUGUUUUUGUUCUUCCUAAUCAAAUUGUAGGAUUGGAUAUGGAUAUUGAUCAGAAUAGAAUAUAUUGGCUUGAUUUUGACACUGGCAAAGUACAAUCAGCAAGAACAAAUGGGUCUGAUGUAACAGAAAUAUUUGAUCCUGGCUCAACCUCUUCAAAUUAUGACUUUGUAAUAAAUGGUGACAACAUUUACUAUACCAAUUACAAUAAAAUAAUAAAGUUUCCUAAAUAUCCUGGCACGACGUCACAAGUAAUAUUUACUGACAUUUUAGAGAUUACCAGUAUACUCGUCCUUUCGACGAAAGGUAAAUAUCGUUACUAGUGUAAUAAAAGAAUGCAUACCAGUUAUACAUUGUAAACUCUUAUUUUUUUCUGAUAGUAUCAUUGAUUGUUGGAUUAUAAUUUCUAGCAAAUUAAAUAAAACAACUCUUUUACUCUUACAAAUGUUUCUUCAAGCGCGGAUGUUAAAAGGUGUUUCACAUUAAUGAUAGUUUUUACUAUAAUUAUCGUGUUGACAUAUGCAUCAUUUAAACAAUAAUUGUAUACAUUUGUUGUUUAGAUAAUACCUUCGUAAUUAUUUGAAUAAUAAAGUACAGACUGACGCCAUCUUGAAAAUGCUGGCGAGGUCUGGGUAUCAAUUUUCGAACGUAUAUGAUAUGCAGUAUUUAAAUCGCUCUAAAUGUUCUCAUUUGUUGUUAUCGCUGUUUUAUAAAUGUUUCUAAUUGUUUAGUAUUUUACUGCUUACUAUAAUUUUAUUUUGCACAUUUCCGUUUGACAAAAUAUAUAAAUUUGAAAAUCAAACGGAAAUGGAACAUAAUCAUAUCUAUUAAUCGUUGUGCAUUUAUGUUGCUUUAUAUGGUUUACACACGUUUCAGCUGGUUUCCGCUUAUAACACCUAAAAUUAAAGAUGAAAAUAAAUAAAACGGAACAAAUCUUGUGGCAUUAAUUAUAAACAAACCUACAAGUGUAGGGGCUUUUUUUCAUUUCUGAUGAUUUAAAAUGUAUUUGAAUCAUUUUAUUUUUUUUAAGGGCAUUAGAUAAUUAUUAAUUAUUGAUAAUAACUUAUAUAUUUUGCCCCUCGGAUAUGCAGACGAGUCAAAACAUGCAAUGAUAUGGUUUGACAAGAUAAUCUAGUUAUAUAAAGUUAAACUUUAUUUAUUUCUCUAAGCUGACCAUUCCUUUGAAUACUAUAUUUUUUUGCAAUCGAUAAAGUAACAAUUUGUGAACAAAAUAUUAGUACUUGUAUUUGUAUAACAAAUCAUCAAAUGUUUUUGAGUUGUAGCGACUGGUAAGUAUUAGUCAAUAUAGAGGUUAAAAGGGAGGGUUUGAAUAAUAAAAUAACUAGUAUAACCCCACCACAUAUGUAUGUGUCACAAGUCAGGAACUUCUUUUGUGAUUAUUUCAUAUCUUUGUAUGAAAAUUAACAGAUGUUGAAUGAUUACCAAUUAGACAACAAUAUACCAAAGUUCAAAUGAAGUACAUGUAGAUGUAACCAUGCUUUUUUAUUUGUUUGUUUUAACUAUAUACAAGUUUUAAAGAUAUCUGUCUAGCAUGUCUAAAUUUGGAAAUACUUAAGAUACGUCAUCAACAUGAUAUUCGUUAAUUUUUAUUGGAAAUGUUAUUUUAGUUCAGAGGGAAUUUAAUAAUGUUAUUCAUGUAGAUGUAAGUUUGUUUCAUGCAAUCUAAAGAUCUUUGAAUAGUGUUUUAGGAGUGGCUUUGAGACAUUAAAGUGCAUGUAUUAAAUACCGUAGUUAAGCCUUAAAAAAUGAUUACUAUUGACUUUUUACAACAUCAUUCAUUAGCUGAAUUUAUCAUCUGAUUCAGAUUAGAACAAACAUAUAUAUCCACAUAUUGUAGGUAAAAUCUCGAAAAGACAGAAGUUAAAUCGCAACAAGUUACUAGAUUCAUUCCGAAUCUAAAUGUAUCAUUGUACGGAGUUUACAUCGUGGUACAGGGACAGAUUGUAAAACUACCGUAUGUGUAGACAAGCAUAACACAAGUUUCCUGUUCCGGGCUUUUGCUUCUGUUGGAUAUUUUGGUCAUAGUACAUUAGCACUGAAAUAUGAACUACAAAAGUUACGUAGUGUGGAAUAACAAAGGUGGAACUGGGAAAACGUCCCUGGUAUUCCAGCUGUCUGCAGAAUACGCAAGACAGAAUCCUACACACAAAGUCAUUGUCAUCGAUAUGUGUCCGCAGGCAAAUGUUUCAAGUUCACUGCUCGUCAAUACAUUUUCUAAUUUUCCAGGCGAGAAAGUUGUUUCCGAUGCAUCUAAGAUUGAUACGAAAGGGAAGAAGAUGAAAAGUUUUGAACCAAAUGUAUGUGGUUAUCUUUUAUCAAGACUCGAUCGGGACGAAAGCGUGAAAGGAACGAUUAAUUGGAACCAAUUCUUGAUACAAGCGAGCGUAUUCAAUAAAUUCGUCCCGGAUAAUUUACGUCUCCUUUGCGGUGACAUUUAUUUAGAGGUUCUCUCGAAAAGACUUGAACAAGAACGACAACUCGUGCCAACUCGAUAUGAUCAUCCCUGGAGAAGAGUUACCUUAUUCAUGAAGGAUUUUAUCGAAUUCAUCAGUUCUAGUAACAAACAAGUUUUUCAUAUGUUCUUCAUUGACACAAAUCCAAGUUUUUCCAUUUACACAGAAAUGGCAAUAACUGGCGCGCGUCGCAUGGUCGUUCCAUUUACGCAAGAUGAUUUUUCAGUGUCUGCAAUUAAAGCUAUGCUUUAUUCAGUUUACGGCUUUACAAGCGAGGACAGCGAAAGACUAGAAGGCUUGAAAGAAUCGCAGUAUUUUUGGCUAGCAGACAAGUAUGGAAUAUCGCCUCCAAAAUUGCAUUUAUUCAUAAACAACAGAGCGACAUUUUACGGAACGAAAGCAGCCGCUGCGUUUGCUGCGAUAGGUAACGAAGUAAGCGCUGACCUGCUUAAGGUUUAUAUAAAAUGCCAGGACAUCUUUGAAACUGUGACAGAGUUAUCUUCUCUUGAUUUAAUCAUGGACAUUAACAAGUUUAAGAUGAGAUAUUUGAUUGAUUGCUGUGAUUUCCAAUCUACCAUAGUACUAUCCUUACAUAAUGGAUGCCCGUUCUCACAAAUUGACCCAGGUUCACAUACGAUUUACGGGUCACAGAUCACAAUAUCUAAAACUAAUUUGGAAGAUUGCAAAUAUGCUAUUUUAAAAAUUGUUAAGUCGCUGUAGAAGAAAAUUGCCAGAGAUUUUAUAUGUGUUAUUUACUUUUACAGUUAGUAAUACUAGACAGAAACCACCGCUUGUUUACUCUUAGUCCCAUUGUAUAAUGCGCUAACAUUUAUUUUCUGUAUGCUAUAAUUUAUUUGAUUGGAAUAGAUAUCGCUUAUUUCCCUUGUAUAA